Protopolystoma xenopodis is the source of this 519-nucleotide messenger RNA. Lineage: Eukaryota; Metazoa; Platyhelminthes; Monogenea; Polystomatidea; Polystomatidae. The record is from the annotation of a GenBank genome assembly.
AUGGAUGAAUUGUACAACAAUUAUAUCGAUGGCUGCGGCCCAGCGGACGGGAGAACCAGAAGGCGACGAUGGCCUGAAGAACAGGAGUGUUGCAUUGAGUUUCUCGCCCGACAUGCUCGCAAUGCCAAUGUCAACUUCAACGUCAACUUCAAAAUCAGCGCCGAUGCCAACUUCAACGAUAACGUCUAUGUCAAUGCCAAUGUCACCGUAGAUGAUAAAGUAAAUAUUAACCGCAAAGGCACUGUCAACUCCAACGAUUACUUCAACGUUCACAUCAACAUCAACGCCAAUGUCAACACCAACAUUAGCGUCAAAGAUAAAGUCAAUAUCGGCCUAAAUGUCAAUGACAACCCCAACGCUAACGUCAAUUCCAAUGUCACUGUCAGAGUUAAGGUCAACGUUAGCCUCAAUACCAAUGGCAAUUCCAACGUUCACUUGAACGUCCACAUCAACAACAACGCCAAAAUCAACGCCAACGUUACCGCCAAAGAUAAAGAAAAUAUCAGCCUAAACCUCAAU